CUCCAGGGGGUCGGUGCGGCGGGCGAGCAAUGCCCCUCACUUUUCUGCUUGCGCUGCCCUUCCUCCUCCUCCCGGCUUUGAAGCUUUUGUUUCCCCCAGCCGCUGCGAUGGCAGGAAACUUCUCGGAGGGAUGGGCUCAGGCCGGGCUUGUGCUGUGCUGGGCUCCGCAGGGCACCGGCCACGCCGUGAGGUUAUUUGGAAAGAAAAUAGUUUGCUGAACAGAACAGCACAAGAUGACUUAUGAUUCUUGCUCUUCAUUGAAGCCUGUCUGGAUUGAAGGUUGCAUAUGAGUGAGAACCUUGCUCAAGAGAAAAUGUGCACACCCAGUAAUUUUCAGCACUGAAAUGGAAAAAAGUGAUUGUAUGAAGCUUUUUUGCAUCUGAAAAGAAUCAGUGAGAGUAUAUGUUCCAAAAGUGAGAAUGCUGUGACAAAAAGGUAUCUGUCUCUUGUAUGAGUACUUUGACCAUCAAUAAGCUUACGUAUUUAAACUGUCAAAGCAUGGUUGUCUUUUACAAGCUACAUGAUUACUAUUCAGCACUGACUCUGGCUUUGAAAUUACAGGAUCUGUCUUUCUCAAAGAGCGAGGACUGAAAUGAAAUUGCUGUAAAGUUAUCUUAUUGGUCCCUUUCAGCUUAAAUUUCUAUCCUUACAUAACUUUUGGGAAGUUGGAAGGGUAGGAGGAGAGAUGGAGGCACAUAUUUAAUAAUCAUGUAGGUGCUUCUGGUAGAAGCCCUUUAAGUAACCAAAAAAAAAAAAAAGAAAAAGGGAAAAAAAUUAUAUAUAGACUGCUACAGAAGGCAUCCUCUUGAAUUUUUUGGCUGAAAUGCCAAUCGAAGGAUGAUAGCCAAGAAAGAGCGUAACUAACUUGCCUGCAGGUUAGAUAAGUAUAACUCCAAAACACAUUUGAGAAUGCAGUUUCAGUAUGUGGUGUAUUGAGAGAUUUCAUAUCUUGGAAUGAUAAACAGAGUAUAGAGAAGGGUGCUGCCUGGAAACCAUCAGGAAGCAAUGAGCACAGGAGUAACACUCAAAAGUCUCUUUCUACCUGGGAUCCAAAGCCUGCAGUCCUCUUACAAAGUUAGGUGUCAUCUUUGCUACAGCUGAUCACUGCUCACUUUCAUCGUUCUUGAAAGAAGAUAUGGCUGAUGAUUUAUGUAACAGCCAAAUGGCUAAUGCUUGCUUCUCACUUUAAGCACUUGGCUAGGUCCAGGCAACAGCUUGCACGAGGUCAUUCUCCUCCUCUUCUUGUAACACUGUACAGAAAAGCAUACAAGCUUCACACUGAGGGGAGAAGGCACAAAGUAGGAGGUAGCUGUUUGCUUAUAGAGAGCUGGGAUGGUGAGAGAGCAUACAGGAGAAGAUUAUUUUUCUUAGUUGCUUUUUCUGGCUUUGUUAGGAAUAGGCUAUAGACGCCUGUGAGGGUGAUUCACCUCUUCCUGACAUGGACAUCUGUAUAAAGAUUACGUGAAAUAUGUCCUAAAUUGCCUUCUAAAUCCACAGAAGCUCUAUGGCAUCCACAGCACCCUGUGGCAAGUAUUUUCACAAUUAAUUGUGAAAUAAUAAUCUCCAGUUCUGGACUCCUCAGUUCAAGAGAGACAUGACUGGAGCAUCUCUUCUGUGAGGAAGGGCUGAAAGCAGGAACUGUUCAGACUGGAGCAGAGAAGGCUCAGGGGGCAUCUUAUCAAUAUAUAUAAAUGCCUGUAGGGAAGGUGCAGAGGACGGAGCCAGGCUCUUUUCAGUGGCUCCCAGUGACAGGACCAGAGGCAAUGGUCACAAACCAAAACACAGGAUGUUCCCCCUGAACAUCAGGAAACACUUUUUCACUGUGAGCAUGACCGAGCACUGGCACAGGUUGCCCAGGGAGGUUGUGGAGUCUCCAUCCUUGGACAUACUCAGAAGCCAUCUAGACAUGGUCCUGGGCAACUGGCUUAGGUGGCCUUGCUUGAGCAGGGAGGUUGGACCUGGUGAUCUCCAGAGGUCCUUUCCAACCUCAACCAUUUUAGGAUUUUGUGAUUCCUUUGGCUUUUCCGAUUCUUAUAUUCUGAGAGACAGCAAUUAUUUGCUUACUCUGUGCCACUAAUAAUUCUGUAGACCUCUAUGAUACCUUUUUUCAGUCACUUUCGAAUGGAGAUCAGGUGGAACAGCACUGAACAUAGUACUGAAGAGGUGCCAUGGAUGCGUGUUGUAGCAGAACACUACAGCUUCCUUCCCUCUUCUGUGUUCUUGGCUUGUGGAGUCAUAAACCUUGGUGGAAUUUUGGAGCCAAUGCCAGCCGGCUCCAAGACGGACCCGCCGCUGGCCAAGGCCAAGCCAAUCAGUGCCUCUGUGAUAACAUAUUUAAGAAGGAAAACAAAAGAGUUAGAAAAAAGACCUUUUGAAACCGGAGAGAGGAGUGAGAAGAUGUAAGAAGCUCUGCAGACACCAAGGUCAGUGAGGAAGGAGGUGGAGGAGGUGCUCCAGGCGCCGGAGCAGAGAUCCCCCUGCAGCCCAUGGUGAAGACCAUGGUGAAGCAGGCUGUCCCCCUGCAGCCCAUGGAGGAAGGAUGAGGGGGUGUAGCGAUUCCACCUGCAGCCCGUGGAGGACCCCAUGACAGAGCAGGUGAAGGCACCUGAAGGAGGCUGUGGCCUGUGGGAAGCCCACGCUGGAGCAAGUUCCUGGCCGGACGUGUGGACCUGUGGAGAGGGGAGCCCACGCCAGGGCAGGUGGAAAUGCUGACAUGAAUUUAAGAACUUUGAUGCUUUCAGACAUUGAAUUUUGAUUUGUUAAAUAACCCGGAAUAAGACACUGCCUGAACAAGAUGGAAUGCCUUGAAGACCUUUGGUUCUGCUUUCAUUUCUCCUGAAGCAAUGGUUUUCUCAGCAAUGUUGACGUUGGCCCACUCUGGGACCUCAAAUGCUACUUUUAUUGUUUAUGAAAAUGCCUAUACGAAUUUUACCACUCCCCAGUUCUUGCUUCGUAGCGGCACAACACAGCCAUUGAGAUAUAGUUCAGGUGCCGUGCUCGCCACUGAGAGAAGUACUUUUCUGGUAAACACUACAGCUAUCCUGCCAUCGCAAGAAGUUUUCAGGAGCUUGAGUUUGCCACUCCAGAUCAUUCUUUCUGCUGCUAUGAUAUUUAUCCUGUUGGUUUCUUUCCUUGGAAACUUUGUUGUCUGCCUCAUGGUCUACCAGAAGGCAGCUAUGCGAUCUGCAAUUAACAUCCUCUUAGCGAGCCUGGCUUUUGCAGACAUGCUGCUGGCAGUGCUGAACAUGCCUUUUGCUCUAAUAACAAUCAUUACCACUCAGUGGAUUUUUGGGGAUAUAUUCUGCAGAGUCUCUGCCAUGUUCUUCUGGCUUUUUGUCAUAGAGGGGGUAGCCAUUCUUCUUAUUAUUAGUAUUGACCGAUUUCUUAUCAUAGUUCAGAGACAAGAUAAACUGAAUCCUUACCGUGCAAAGAUUCUUAUUGUGAUUUCCUGGGCAGCAUCCUUUGUUGUUGCUUUUCCAUUAUCGGUAGGGAAUCCUAAUCUGCAGAUACCCUCAAGAGCACCUCAGUGUGUUUUUGGCUACUCUACAAGCCCAGGUUACCGAGCCUACGUGAUAGUUAUCUUGCUAAUUUCAUUUUUUAUUCCAUUCCUGGUAAUGCUGUAUUCUUUUAUGGGCAUACUCAACACCGUCCGCCACAAUGCAGUUCGUAUCCAUAGCCACCCUGAUAGCAUAUGCCUCAGCCAGGCCAGCAAACUUGGUCUCAUGAGCUUACAGAGACCUUUUCAGAUGAAUAUUGAUAUGAGCUUUAAAACUCGUGCCUUCACAACCAUCUUGAUUUUGUUCCUUGUCUUCAUAGUCUGUUGGGCGCCCUUCACCACUUACAGCCUUAUUGCCACAUUCAACAGCCACUUCUACUACAAGCACAACUUUUUUGAGAUAAGCACUUGGCUCCUUUGGCUCUGCUACCUCAAGUCUGCACUGAACCCACUGAUAUACUACUGGAGGAUAAAGAAGUUUCACGAUGCAUGCUUGGACUUGAUGCCCAAAUACUUCAAGUUUUUACCACAGCUACCUGGCCAUACAAGGCGGCGCAUUCGACCUAGUGCCAUCUAUGUGUGUGGGGAGCAUCGGUCGGUAGUGUGAAGCUGCGGUUGUUUGACAAUGAUUGUUAUUUUCUGGGAUUAUUUGUUUUUAGGCUUUAGGUUGAAUUUCGUUUAAUAUGGCUUCUUCAGUGUGGCCAUAUCUUAUAACUUGAUGAAAUUUUCCAGUACUCUGUGCAAUUUUGGGAGGAAAGAUGGAGGGCAAGCAAUUGAUUAUAGUUGGGUUUACUACCAGAAUACAAUGUAAACAAAAUAACUAAUGUUACCUCUAGGAUUCCAUGGAAAUCCAUUCUUUUAAAUGAAAAUUACACUUGUAACAUUUUGUCAGGUUUAUGCUUACUAGGCCUGCAAUUGAAUCUAAUUGUAGGGACUUUUUAUGCUGCUAAGAUACAGUAUGUUUAGUUGGUGUAAUUUUUCUGAAAAAUGUUGCUGCUGUCUGCCAAUAUAUUAGAGCCAAAAAGUCUCAUUAGAUUACUUCUAUUUAAUUUAAACAAUAUUUCAGAAGUUUUCAUGGUGACACUAGAAAACUUUUUUCUUUUUUUUUUAAAUAUUUCCAUUAAUAUUUUUGUGCACUUUACAAAAUUUACUAUAGAAUUUGUUCAUUGGAAUAUUUUGUUCUGUAUUGAAGGGGUAUUAUUAUUAUUAAUGGUUGGUGAAUUUCAAUGAAAGACCCAUGUAAGCUCUAGGAGGGCAAUUUAUGUUGGUAUAGCUGCACAGACAGUCAUAGAUUUGCUGUUUUUCUAACAAUUGGUCAAAAGUAACAUUAACUGCUCAGCUAUUGAGAGGGAGUUGGAAGGAGAAAAUGGAGGAAUGAAAGGGAAAGAAAGCAAUGAAAAUAACAUGUCUUGAGGUUUAGGCUAACACAAGAUUUAGAAAAAUAGAGUUCAUGUGAAAAUUGUCACGGGGGAAAGUAUGAUUGUAGUUGUUACUUUAGGUUGUUAGAAGCUAUCCAAACCUGAUGGUGUGUCUGAAAACCUAUCUGAAAUUGCAGCACGGGGCCUACGAUUUACACUGUGUUGGUAUCAUGCUAUUUCUGCCUGGAGCUCGUGUAAGGCUAGGAGUGCUCUGUACUGCUGAAAUAAUGCUGUCAGGUGUUCAUUGGGGUAGAAUUAGGAAUAGUAGGGUAAACCAGCAAACAAACAGCACAUGAACCAUAGUUGAGGCUAGAACUUAGUCUGCAUAGUAAUGACUGGGGGAAAAAUCCUCAACUUGUUUGUUUUGCAGUAUAAGUAUUAGACAGAAACCAUAAACUGAUAAUAACAAAUGACAGUUGGCCAGCAGAAUUGCUAGGGAUGCAGGUUAAAUUUCCCUUUUCCCUCCGAUACUACUUUACAUUGAUUUUUUUUGUUGCCCCCUUUCCUCUGUAGUGCCUGCUGCCUCAAGGGUUUACUCUGCUGUUCUCAUCUUUUAGGCAUCAAGUUGCUCUCCCUGAAAUGCCAAACCACCUUUCUGAUUAAUGUCAGGCUGUCUCAGUGCCUACCUGGAAAGCAGAAAGGCAAAGGUUAUUCUUGAUGAUAGCAAUCCAGACUCAGAUAUUUUUUUUUUAAUCAGCUAAAUAAAUAUUUUAUGUGAGGUAAGUAAAAUUAAGACUUAGGUCUGGGCUUUGAAGUUGGAUCCCCAGUUGCUCUGAGGCUGGGGAAGAAUGCCCUCAGAAUUUGUGCAUCCUUGCAGUGGGCUUUUUGGGGCUGUGACUGAGUACAGGAGGAUUAAUGUAUAACAAGUUUAUCAACCAGGGCUAGGGUUUGGGCUUCUCUUGCUUCCAUCUGUCUUUCUGUACCUCAAAGCAUGGGGACCUCUCCAUUGUUCUUGUACCUGAGGAGCAAAUAAUAGCAAUUUUACCUUUUUCUACAUAAAUAUUGAACUGAGUGUAUGAAGGAAAUGCCCUGUACUUUGUGGAUGUCCAGGGACUGCUUGCUUCCUGGGGCCAGCUAAACAUUUACAUCCCAGAGGUUAUUUAGGUCUUCAGUGAAGAACUAAUUUAACGGUUAUCUCUCUUCCUCUCAUCAACAGCUAUUGGUAAAAGUGUUGGCAAUAUUUAAAUUUUAGGAGUAUAAAAGGAACAAUUUUGAGCUUAAUAAUUUCAUUAAAAAAAAAAAAAAAUCUGCUAGCUGAGGGCUGUGGAUUACAGGUAAAGGCACCCAGGCAGUGGCGAUGUUAUUGAUGUCUGUGCAUUCAAUUCCUUGUCAACUUCACUGAUGAUGGUAUGGAUUUUUCUGAUCAAAAUGACAGUCAGUAAAGGACUUCUGCUGUAAAACAGAGUGUUUUAGGGUGUCUUUGCAGUAUAGCUUUUAUUUCUCAAUUACAUUUACAUUGAUAGCGGAAGUUCAUGCUCUGGUUAGCAUGGAUUUUCUGUUUGGGAGCUGUCAUGCCUGUUUAUCUCUGCAAGCAGCAAAAUUGUGCUUGGAGCUAAUGUAAUAGAAUGAGAGCAUACACUGUCUAAGAUGGCAGGAACCAGUAUUUUUGCUGUCUUCCAGAACUAUAAUAUAAAAGGUUUGAAUGAAUGUCAUAAAACAUAGUAAUUCAAGAAGGAAAGAUGAUGAGUAAUACAGGAAAUUUAGUGAAAUCACUUUCUUGAAGGGGGAGGGGGAAAACAUUUUGGGGGGGGAUUUCAUAAUCUCCAGCAAGUACUGGCUGUGAAGUAGAAAUUGCAAACAUCAAAUAAAGUUAAUUUGUCUUGGUAAUUUAGUGUUUGUUUACACUGACCGUAACAGGGUUUCCACUCAGAGCUGUGUCCGCUGAUACUUGUGGAAGAGAAACCCAAAUUGUGUGCCCCAAACUAAGAGUUGAAUUAUGUGGUGAUACAGUAUUCAGACUUACCAGGUUUUAGAGGUGAUCAGAGCAUACAGUGAACAAAAGGGUGUUCAGAAAAGAAACAAGGUGGCACAGAAGUAUCCCCGGGGGUAAUUACGUGUUUACAGAACCAUUUGGCCUAUUGUGUCUAAUAUACUGUCUUUAGAGCAGUGCCUUGAUAAUUACAGGUGAAGUCCUAGGACCAAGUUGAAGACUGCUAAAGUGCUCAGUCUUGCUGUCUGUGAUCCUGCCAAAGUCAGCAUAACCUUCCUAACAUUUGUAAUGCUAAAACACAUACCCUUGGCAGGAUUUGGGCUACUGAGGCAUUUUAGUGGGCUUGACCUUGACCAGGACAAAGGAUUUUAAAAACUGAAAUUGAUCCUUCUUCGUUCUACUGGGGAACUAUAAUCUUCUUCCUCUCCACAGAAAUGAUACUUGUUACUAAGCUGUAUUCCCUCGUGUUACACUUUCAGAAAUCUUUGGUAUGGAGGAUUGAAAUGAAUGUAUUUUGAAUUAUGUUGCAGUUUAAUUCAUUCUGUCAAAGCAUGCUGCUUACACAAGUCUCAUUUGUACAAAUCUAUUGCUGAAAUGAUUCUUUUGUGCUCAAAGUUGUGUAUUUUUGACAUUUCUUGUUACUUAUGUAAAAAUAUUUAUGUAUAUAGAGAAGAAAAUUGUUUUGCCUCUUAUUGCUUUCUGUUACUAUUUUUUUUAAACUUGUAUGCUUAAUGCUUCCAUAUUUCCUUUUAUUUGGGCAUAUGCAUAAACAACUGCCAGAUUUCAGUGGCAACCAUUUGAGAUUUUUAGUUCUCAAAUUAUUCAACAAUGCCCUCCUUGAAAGAGAUUUUGAUUUAUUUUAUGUGAAAAAUAAAAAUUCAGAGCACAAGUUUGUUGCAGUUGGAAUGGUGAGGAAUUUCUUAAGUCCAGUUUUCCUGGAGCCACUACUUUGCCAUUAUGAACUGGUUUGAUCUUUUUUUGAGGAAUAGUAAUUUUCUGAUGUGGAGAAACCUUGCAUUACUGUUUUAAAACAAGCUGUUAAGUCGAAUGGCAUUAUCUUUUCUGUACAUAUUACACCUGUGAAAAUACCGGAGAAACAAAACAAAAAAAAAAAAGGAAAAAAUAAA
Molecule: messenger RNA, 7971 nt
Organism: Grus americana (Whooping crane)
Lineage: Eukaryota; Metazoa; Chordata; Aves; Gruiformes; Gruidae
Gene: GPR63
Product: G protein-coupled receptor 63
Exons: 6
Coding region: 2844-4103 (419 amino acids)
Biological process (GO): G protein-coupled receptor signaling pathway
Cellular component (GO): membrane
Molecular function (GO): G protein-coupled receptor activity
Source: RefSeq, a predicted model, not a curated record